UUUCAUCGUUAUCAUAGUGUGACGUCACUACCAGAAGAGGGCGCUUCUGUCAAGUGUAAAUCUGAAAGUAGGAAUCACAACAUGGCCUUGUCGGUAUCGAACAGACUGAACAGCUUUGCUAGAAGUGCUAGCCAUUACCUGAAGCAAUGGAAUCCAAACCAUCACAGUGGACCCUGUGUCCUGGUCAACUCCUGCCAGCAUUACAGCUCAGACAGCUCCAAACCAAAGACGGGAAUUCUGAUGUUAAACAUGGGCGGACCUGAGAAAGAGGCUGAUGUACAGAGCUUCCUGACCAGGUUGUUUCUGGAUAGAGAUCUGAUGCAGCUCCCCGCUCAACAGGUGCUAGGUCCACGCAUUGCUCAGAGGAGAACCCCAAAGAUCCAGGAACAAUACAACAAGAUUGGGGGAGGGUCACCGAUCAAAAAGUGGACCGAGACCCAGGGCCAAGGCAUGGUCAAACUACUGGACCAGAUCAGCCCAGAAACAGCACCACAUAAGUUUUAUGUUGGAUUUCGAUAUGUUCAUCCACUCACAGAGGAAGCCAUUGAGGAAAUGGAAAGUGAUGGCAUAGAAAGGGGUGUGGCCUUUACACAGUACCCACAAUACAGCUGUUCCACCACAGGAAGUAGCAUCAACGCCUUCUACAGACACUACGCCAAGCGGGGUCAGCCUUCCAACAUCCUGUGGAGCUGUAUUGACCGCUGGCCCACUCACCCAGGGCUUGUCCAGGCUUUUGCUGAGAGCAUCCAGAGUGAACUGGCCAAGUUUUCAGAAGAUGUACGAGACGAUGUUGUCAUCCUAUUCUCUGCCCAUUCCCUCCCCCUCAAGGUUGUAAACAGAGGGGACCCCUACCCUGCAGAAGUAGGAGCCACAGUGAACCGAGUGAUGGAGGCCCUCAAUCACAGCAACCAGUAUCGCCUGGUGUGGCAGUCCAAGGUUGGUCCUCUUCCUUGGCUGGGUCCCCCCACUGACGCAGCUAUAGAGGGACUGGCUUCCAAGGGCAAGAAAAACAUCCUUCUGGUGCCCAUUGCUUUCACCAGCGACCACAUCGAGACAUUGUAUGAACUGGACCUGGAGUAUGCUGAAGAACUUGGAGAGAAACACAAUCUGAACAUACGAAGAGCUCCAGCCAUGAAUGACAGCGCCACCUUCAUCAAGGCUCAGGCAGAUCUAGUCAAGUCUCAUUUGGACUCGAACAGAGCGUGCUCAAAACAGCUGCUGCUCAGGUGCCCAAUGUGUGUCAACAACACGUGCGGUCAGGCCAAGCAGUUCUUCAGUGACCAGCAGGUGCUACUUGACACCCACAUGCAGCAGAAGGGGGUGGACCGGGCGAUGGGGGCCCAGUCAGCCACCGCCUAAUGCGGAAUCAUGAGUGUUGACAAAUCUGGAAAUCGGUGCAUGUCAACGCAGAUUCAGUUUGUGGAAACCAAUGUAUGUCAACAAAAGUUAAUUUGUUAACUUAAGAUGUUCAACUUGGAAAGCCAAACUGACAUAUGCAUUGCUGUUUAUGAUAUUUAUGCAUUAAAUCUGUCACAAUUUUAUCAAGAUGAGUGUUCUGUUAGUGUAACUGAAACUGGAAUCAAAUGUGUCGUCAUAUCUGGAACUCAGUGUAUGUUGACAAUUGUAAAUUUGACGUAUCCAGUGCUGUUUCAUGUUUACAAUGCAUGUUUCAAAUUAUUUUCUUUGUUAUGAAAUAAUUAAGAUUUAUUAGUGUUCCAGAGAGGUCUUUCAAAUGUUUUUUGAAGAUUUAUUUAUAAUAUAUUCAAUUGAUAGUACUCCUUAUUAUGUGCUCUGUAUAAUUACACUGAUAAAUGUAUCAAGUUGUUUCAAAUCCAAAUUGAAAUUAUUCUAGCUUUUUGUUUGUGUCAUGUAGUCAGUCGUGAAUUUUUUUUUUGAAUACAUGCAUUUCUUUUCCAAACUAUCUCUUAAAAAUUACAAAAUUUUAAAAAAUUACAAUUUUUCACUCAUAUAACUGCCAAGGGGAAUAACUUUUCUCUUCUUUUCAUGUAGCUCUGAAAAUAUUGCAGUGUUUGGAAGUACUUAAAUUUGUAUUUAUACUUAAGAAUUGUUGGCAUUUUAUAUAUACCGGUACAUCUACUCUCCACUGCAUGUACUUUGUAAUGUUUGUGUUUGAUAGUGAUAAUUCUGUCUCUUUCAAUUUUCAUUAAGAUAUCUUAAACAUUGAUUUGAACAUGUUUUAUUAGCCAUCAAGCAUAGAUAUACCAGUAGAUGUACAAUUUUCAUGUCAAAGGAUGAGGAAUUCAUUUGGAUGUAAAUUUUACAAUGGGCAUUUCUUCUACACUUGAACAGAGAUUUUAAAUUAUUGUUUAAUUUAGAAUUCCAUAUUGAUGGUAGAUGGUAGAUGGUAGAUGGUAGAUGGUUUACUUCAGUCUAUAACAUUGACUGUAACCACAAUGUCUUUCUUUGAAGGACUCAAUAUUACAGGACUUUUUCACCCUUAGAUAUAAAUGUAAUUCAAAUUUAUAUCAAAAUUAUCCAUCCAUAACUUCACAAUUUAAUUUUAUUUAAAUGAACAUAAGAUUUGUCCUUGGAAAUAAAUGAAUAUACAGUUUUAUAUAACGAAUUGUGUAUUGAGGUGCUAGAUUUUAAGUUGGUCAAGUUUUGUGAAUAGAUAUAACAUAUCAAGCCUUCUUUCACUUUCUGUUUCCUUUAUGUAUACAAGUAUGAUGGACAUUCCUCCUAUAAUUAAAAAUUAACCUCCAGUUUUCAUUGCCUCUACCUAAAAUUCCAAAGGCCAAAGAAAUGUUUUUUAAAAACAGAAAACAUUUGUAGAAAUGGCAUGUUACAUGUUUAUAUUUAUUUAGUACUUGUAGUUUUUCUGUGUACUUUCAAAAAUGAUUUAUUUGUGUUCUACUUGUGUUAAGGGUCCAGUUUCACACACAUAUUAAGUCCCUUAGUGAAGGUCCCUACACUGUACAUCUAAUUUAAUGAACUUACUGGACAGCUGAAGCAGGUGUGGGACUAAAACUUCUAAGAUAAAUAUAAUUUUUUUUUUGUCAAAACAUGACGUUGAUAUGGUUUACAUGCAAAUGUAAAUGUCAUUAUACAUGUAUGUUAUUUGCAAUAAACUCUUUGGACUGGU
Magallana angulata is the source of this 3103-nucleotide messenger RNA. Its product is annotated as ferrochelatase, mitochondrial-like. The transcript has 11 exons. The record is from RefSeq and is a predicted model, not a curated record. Bases 82 to 1359 code for a protein of 425 amino acids. Gene Ontology annotation, biological process: heme biosynthetic process. Lineage: Eukaryota; Metazoa; Mollusca; Bivalvia; Ostreida; Ostreidae. Gene Ontology annotation, molecular function: protoporphyrin ferrochelatase activity.